AUAAAAUUAUUGUUGUUGUGUUUUUACUUAAAUUACACGCCGUAAAAGUUCCUUUUAAAUUUAUAUACAUUAAUUUUAUAUCGCCAGGUUACACUUUAUAGUAGGUACCUACUACCUACCUCUAAAAAGAUGUUGAACUCUUAGGAUACCUCAGUGUAUUAUGUGUUGGUAUACAAAUACGUGUUUAUUUAUAAGAAUUCAAAAAAACAACAAUAAGGAAGACAUAGUUCAGUACCAAUAGAAGAGUUAAAAACGACUAUUAAUAACCAACAUAAUUCUAAGACCAUACUAUGUAAAAUAAAGAAAAAGUCAAAAUUCAAGAAAUGCAAUAUGCUAUAUAACUGCAAAGAACUUUUGACAAGGAAUGUGGAUAUUCAUACCAGUAUAGGACAAAAUCUUUGUGACUAUUCAAAUAAGUCAUUUUAUAGUAAAUCACAAUUGAAAUCACAUCAUAUAGGAGAAAGCCAUGUCAAUAACAUCUGAUACGUGUGAAUUGUUUUUUCAAGCAGGAAAUUUAAAACAGCAUAUAACAACACAUUCAAAAGAAAAGUCCUAUAAAUGUGAUAUCUGUUAUAAAGGGUAUUCUCGAAAAAUAAAUUUAAUAACGCAUAUAAGAACACAUAUAGGAGAAAAACCGUUUAAAUGUUCAAUCUGUAAAAAAGAGUUUUCUCGGGCAGUAUAUUUAAAAAUCCAUACAAGGAUACAUACUGGAGAAAAUCCAUAUGAUUGUGAAAUCUAUGAUAAAGGGUUUUCUACAAAUUCAAAUUUAGCUGUUCAUUUAAAGUCACACAUUAGUGAAAGGUUGAAUAAAUGUGAUGUUUGUAAUCAAGGGUUUUCUACAAGAACAAAUUUUAUAUCACAUAUAAGGACAUAUACAAUGGAUACACUAUAUAAAUGUGAUAUAUGUGGUGAAUCGUUUGGUCUAGCUGGAACACUAGAAAUGCAUACAAGGACACAUGGUGCGGAAAAACCAUAUAAAUGUGAAAUCUGUGGUAAAGAGUUUUCUACAAAAUCACAACUAACAGUGCAUACAAGGACACAUACAGGAGAAAAACCAUAUAAAUGUGAUUUUUGUCAUAAAAGGUUUUCUACCACAUCAUAUUUAAAAGUGCAUACAAGGACACAUACAGGAGAAAAACCAUAUAAAUGUGAUUUUUGUCAUAAAGGGUUUUCUACCACAUCAUAUUUAAAAGUGCAUACAAGGACACAUACAGGAGAAAAACCAUAUAAAUGUGAUUUUUGUGGUAAAGGGUUUUCUAUAAGAACAUAUUUAAUAAUGCAUACAAGAACACAUACAGGAGAAAAGCCAUAUAUGUGUGAAAUAUGUAAUAAGGGGUUUUCUAUAGAUUCAAAUUUAGCUGUUCAUUUAAAGUCACACACUGGUGAAAGGUUGUAUAAAUGUGAUGUUUGUAAUCUACGGUUUUCUACAAGAACAAAUUUAAAAAACCAUAUCAGGACAUCUCAUACAAGAGAAAAGCCAUUUAAAUGUGAAUUUUGUGGUAAAGGGUUUUCUAUAAGAACAUAUUUAAUAAUACAUACAAGGACACAUACAGGAGAAAAACCAUAUAAAUGUGAUUUUUGUCAUAAAGGGUUUUCUACCAAAUCAAAUUUAAAAGUGCAUACAAGGAUACAUUCAGUAGAAAAGCCAUAUCAAUGUGAAAUUUGUGAAAAAAGUUUUUCUAUAAGAAGUAAUUUAAUAGUGCAUAUGAGGUCACAUACAAGAAAAAAGCCACAUAAAUGUGAAAUAUGUGAUAAAAUGUUUUCUACAGAUUCAAUUUUAGUUGUUCAUUUAAAGUCACAUACUAGUGAAAGGUUGUAUAAAUGUGAUGUUUGUAAUCUAGGGUUUUCUACAAGAACAAAUUUUAUAUCACAUAUAAGGACACAUACAGGGGAUACACCAUAUAAAUGUGAUAUAUGUGGUGAAUUGUUUGGUCUAGCUGGAACACUAGAAAUGCAUAAAAGGACACAUGGUGUGGAAAAGUCAUAUAAAUGUGAAAUCUGUGGUAAAGAGUUUUCUACAAAAGCACAUCUAACAGUGCAUACAAGGACACAUACAGGAGAAAAACCAUAUAAAUGUGAUUUUUGUCAUAAAGGGUUUUCUACCACAUCAUAUUUAAAAGUGCAUACAAGGACACAUACAGGAGAAAAACCAUAUAAAUGUGAUUUUUGUCAUAAAGGGUUUUCUACCAAAUCAAAUUUAAAAGUGCAUACAAGGAUACAUACAGUAGAAAGGUCAUAUCAAUGUGACAUUUGUGAUAGAGGGUUUUCUACAAAAACAAAUUUAAUAGUGCAUAUAAGGACGCAUGCAUGAGAAAAACCAUAUAAAUGUAAUAUAUGGGGAAAAGGAUUUUCUACAAAAGGAAAUUUAAAACACCAUAUAACAACACAUUCAAAAGAAAAGCCCUAUAAAUGUGGUAUCUGUUAUAAAGGGUAUUCUCAAAAAAUUAAUAAAAACCGUUUAAAUAUGCAAUCUGUAAAAAAAGAGUUUUCUACAAGACCACAUUUAAUAUCACAUACAAAGACACAUCCAGGAGAUAAGCCAUUUAAAUGUGGUAACUGUGGUAAAUUAUUUGUUAAAGCUGGAACACUAAAAAGGCAUAUAAAGACACAUAGUGGAGAAAGGCCAUAUAAAUGUGAUAUCUGUGGUAAACGAUUUACUAGAUCGGAUCAUUUAAAAACGCAUACAAUGAUACAUACUGGAGAAAAGCCACAUAAAUGUGCAAUCUGUAAAAAAGAAUUUUCUACAAGAACAAAUUUAAUAUCACAUACAAGGACACAUACAAGAGAAAGGCCGUAUAAAUGUGAAACCUGUAAAAAAAAAUUCUCUACAAGAGCACAUUUAAUAUCACAUACAAGAACACAUACAGGGGAAACACCAUAUAAAUGUGAUAUCUGUGGUAAAUUGUUUGCUGAAGCUGAAACACUAAAAAGGCAUAUAAGGACACAUACUGGAGAAAGGCCAUAUAAAUGUGAUAUCUGUGAUAAAUUGUUUUCUCAAACUGGAACACUAAAUAGGCAUAUAAGGGAACAUGGUGGAGAAAAACCACAUAUAUGUGAUAUUUGUGAUAAAGGGUUUUCUUCAAAAUCAAAUUUGACAGUGCAUAUAAGGAAACAUACUGGAUUAAAACCGUUUAAAUGUGCAAUCUGUAAAAAAGAGUUUUCUUCAAGAGUAAAUUUAAUAUCACAUACAAGAACACAUACUAGAGAAAGGCCAUAUAAAUGUGAUAUCUGUGGUAAUUUGUUUGCUCUAGCUGGAACACUAAAAAGGCAUAAAAGGACACAUAGUGGAGAAAAACCAUAUAUAUGUGAUAUUUGUGAUAAAGGGUUUUCUUCAAAAUCAAAUUUGACAGUGCAUAUAAGGAAACAUACUGGAUUAAAACCGUUUAAAUGUGCAAUCUGUAAAAAAGAGUUUUCUUCAAGAGUAAAUUUAAUAUUGCAUAAAAGGACACAUACAGGUGAUAAGCCAUAAAAAUGUGAUUUCUGUGAUAGGAGGUUUUAUUGUGCAGCAAAUUAA
Rhopalosiphum maidis (corn leaf aphid) is the source of this 3514-nucleotide messenger RNA. RefSeq names its product zinc finger protein 91-like. The transcript is spliced from 5 exons. The record is from RefSeq and is a predicted model, not a curated record. NCBI's taxonomy places the organism in Eukaryota, Metazoa, Arthropoda, Insecta, Hemiptera, Aphididae.